This is a messenger RNA of Dimorphilus gyrociliatus, 4417 nucleotides long. The record is from the annotation of a GenBank genome assembly. Lineage: Eukaryota; Metazoa; Annelida; Polychaeta; Dinophilidae.
AUAAAUAGUCUUGUGGCUGGCCCUACGUUUACUGUAUGUUUGUUGUCGAGUAUUUCUACUGCAGAGAAUAAAAGGCGGUGAAGGUCUUUAUCGCAUGCUGCUUAUUAUAUGAAGAGUAGAAAAUAUGGCAAAUGUUACAGGCACACUAGCACAUAUAUCUAACAACCUUUCGGCCAUCGAACUGAGCAUCAAUAUUUUUGUCAGUAUUGGAAUUGGUGCAUUUACAUUAUUUUUAAUCACUUAUUACUGCCUAAGUCGGAAAGUUAAGGUGCAAAUUGUUCACGAAGGUUUACGUAUACCCCGUCUCUCAGUGUCAACUCGUCCAACAAAACCUCGAUUUCGCAAGAGGGAUAAAGUUUUAUUUUACGGGCGAAAGGUUCUACGAAAAGUGAAGAACACAGUAGCAGAGGAGCAUCAUAAACGUGCUAGAACCGUAAUCAACAAGUUAGCCAAGCGACUCCUCAAGCCACAUCAAUCUAAAGAGCAUGAAAUUUUGAAUUUACAAAGGCCUCCGCCUUCAUUUUUCGGUGAUGAUGACUUUAGUCAAGUGGGACCUAAUUCCGAUUCAUCCGGAGUUCCUCCUGAGUUACUAUAUCUGCUACGAUCUGUGAGAGUGUUGGGUCAUUUCGAAAAACCUCUUUUCCUUGAAUUAUGUCGCCAUGUAAAAACUAUAUCGCUUUUAGCAUCCCAAAAAAUAGAAUAUUUGCAUCCUGAUAUAUAUAUUGUGCAGAGUGGAAAAUUAAGAAUACUAAUUACAGAUACAGAUGGCUGUGAGCAUUCUGUCAAAGAUACUGAACCUGGUCAGAGUGUUCAUAGUUUGUUGAGUCUUUUAGAUGCAUUACUGGGGCAUACAGUGACAGCAAAGAUAAAUGUUAGCGCGGUUGCUAUAACUGACACGAUUGUUUUCCAUAUUCCAGCUUCAGCUUUCGCUGAUAUACUUAUGGGAUUUCCUGAAUCUCUAGUUAGAGUAGUUCAAGUGAUGAUGUUGAGAUUACAAAGAGUAACUUAUGGUGUAUUGCAUAAUCAAUUAGCUCUGACAGCCGAAUUAACCCAAAACGAUCAAGCAGUAAGUCACGAUUUAGAAGAAGAAAGAAAGAAAAAUAAAAAGAUGUCCUUGAGGAGAACUUCUCAUCCUCCUGAAGCCACACCUUCCGAUUUUGAGGUAGCUAUGGAGACAGCUCGUGUGGAAAGUAUUCAAGGUCCAGCGUCACCAAGUAAAGUCAGGAGUAGAAGUCAUCAUCCGAUUCAUUCUCAAAGUAUCACACCACAAACCGCAGAAAUGCAUAUGGCAAGGGUGUUAGGAGUAGACGAUGAAAACUUGCUAGCUGGUAGAGUUCACAUAAGGAAGAUUCAGCCUGGAGAAGAAUUGCUCAGGCAAGGAGAAACAGAUUGCUUUUUGGGGGUUGUGCUUGUUGGAACUCUUCACGUUCUUCAAAAAGAACCAGAUUCAGGAAACGAAAUACAUAUUCAUUACUUAAGAACUGGUGAAUUAAUAGGCUCUCUCGCCGUGUUGACUGGUGAACCUUCCUUAUUCACCAUACGAAAUAAGCUUCAUACUGAAAAUGAAGUACUCGUCGGAGUACUCUUGAAGGCUCAUUUUUAUUCUAUUAUGCGUGAAAGACCAAAAGUUGUCUUACAUUCUGCUCUAGCAGUGGCAAGAAGAAUGUCAUCUUUCGUCAGACAUAUAGAUUUUGCUUUAGAUUGGGAUUGCAUUGAAUCGGGUCACAGAUUAUUCGCAUCAGGAGAUCCAGCUGACAGUAUUUAUUUAAUACUGAGUGGACGUUUAAGAGGUGUUACAGAAAAGAAACAUGGUGAAUCAGUUGUCUUAGGAGAGUAUGGUAGAGGAGAAGUUGUUGGUGCUCUUGAGGUUCUAACCCAUCAUCCUAGGCAGUCCGGCCUGAUGGCUGUAAGAGAUACUGAAGUGGCCAGAGUACCCUCGGAUUUGCUGACAUAUAUUAAGAGGCGCUAUCCUCUGGUGGUUUCAAGGCUUAUUCACUUAUUAGGACGCAAGAUGUUUUCUUCCAAUCCAACCUUUCCCUCCACUCUUCAUCACCAACCGACGAAUAUAGCAACCGUUGCUGUGUUGCCUGCUGCUUCCAAUGUACCCUUAUCAAACUUUUGUCUUGAGCUCGAACAUGCUCUGUCCGCAAUUGGAUCAACUUUGAGACUAACUUCCGAAUGUAUUCAAAAUCGAUUAGGGACCGCUGCCCUAGAUCCUGUAAACUACUUGAGAUUAGCUUCCUGGCUAGGUCAACAAGAAGACAAUCACAAAAUUGUCAUUUAUCAGUGCGAUUCGAAAAUGAGUGCAUGGACUACACGCUGUAUACGGCAAGCAGACGUAAUAUUAAUUGUUGCUUUAUACUCUUCAACACCCACUGUUGGCGAUUUGGAGAUGAAAGUUGACAAUAUGAGCGUCAGAGCUCAUAAAGAAUUAGUUCUGCUGCAUGCCGAAGACUCGCCAGAUUUGCCUAAUAAUACAGCAGCAUGGCUUAAUGCGCGUGGAUGGUGUACAGCACAUCAUCACGUUCGCUGUCCUUCUAGAGUAUUAAAAAACUAUUCAUCAUCGAAAUUAAAUGCAAUAUAUCGAAGACUUUUUGAUAAAAGUCCUGACAAGCUAAGUGACUGUUCCCGAUUGGCUAGAUUACUGACAGGAACUAGUGUCGGGUUAGUUUUAGGCGGAGGUGGUGCUAGAGGUUUAGCUCACGUUGGACUUCUUAAAGCCCUAUGUGAAGCCGGUGUUCCCAUUGACAUGGUGGGUGGAACUAGUAUUGGUGCUCUUAUGGGAGCUCUUUGGUGUCUGCAUACCGAUGUCACAAAAUUUACUCAAGCUGCAAGAGAAUGGUCAAAAUCUAUGACAUCUAAACCGAAAUUACUGUAUGACUUGACUUAUCCUGCGACUGCUUUAAUGACAGGAUCAGUUUUUAAUACUGGUAUUAAAAGCGUUAUACCUGAAGAUAAGUCCAUAGAAGAUCUUUGGAUACCAUAUUUUACAAUAACAACUGAUGUUACUGCCUCUGUACAAAGGAUGCACACUUCAGGUUCAUUAUGGCGAUAUGUUAGGGCAUCUAUGUCUUUAGCUGGAUAUUUGCCUCCCUUGUGUGAUCCAGUAGAUGGACAUCUAUUAUUAGAUGGUGGAUAUGUGAAUAACGUACCUGCCGAUGCAAUGAAACAACUGGGUGCUGAAACUGUAAUAGCAGUUGAUGUAGGCUCGGAAGAUAAUAAUGACUUGGCAAAUUAUGGUGACGAAUUAUCUGGAUGGUGGGCUCUUUGGCAAAGAAUAAGGGGCAGCCGCUGUAUUCUUAAUAUGGCUGAGCUGCAGUCUCGUUUAGCAUACGUUUCUUGUGUUAGACAAUUAGAGCAAGUAAAGAGUGGCAGUAUGCCUGGUGUUCAUUACGUGAGACCACCAAUUAAUAGAUAUUCUACCCUACAAUUUGGUUCUUUUGAUGAAAUUUUCGAUGUUGGCUACGCUCAUGGAAAGGCGCUGUUUCACACCAGCCUCAUAGAUGAACUCUUCCGUAGAGAGUUUCAGCCGUUCUCUGCUGUAUCUCAGAAUACUAUCUCGCCAAAAGAAGAAGACUUUAUUGAUCUGGCAGAACUGAUAUCUAAAAUUGAUGAACCUUAUAGAGUACCGUCUACAGCAAGUCUUUUGAGUCUUGCUCCUUCUGAGAGUUGUUCGGAAGAUGAAUGUAGUUUGAUAGCCGAAGAGGAGAGAAACUCUGAAACAGAUACCGGUUUUCAUGCUUCCGAUCAUGCUGACGAAAAUGACGAACUUCGAACUCCUCCUGAAGGGGAUCCGAGUCCAGAAGAAAUGACUACAGUAACUUCAAUGACCGGCUCUUUAAUAUCGACAUCUGAUUCAACUAUGCUACGACAAAGGCAGCAGAGAAAAAUGAAUGGAGAAAACGAUAUGGUAUAUCCGAGUAUAGCUCAGCUAUCAGAUGAUGACUUAUUCAAAUGCUUGAGAACUGCAGGUUUUAAUAUUGGACCGGUUAUUGAAACAACAAGAUUUGUGUAUGAAAAGAAACUGACGUCCUACUUGAUUAAAGAAAAAGCAGGAGAUGAUGUUGUUAUAAAUCCUUCUGCGGUGCUCUCUUGGUGUGCGUCAAACUCAAGUCCUAUAAAAGAACAAAUUGAGACGUCAACCAUACGCCAAAGGAAGACUUCUCCACAACCCUCCCCACAAAGAUCUGAAGGGCCAGACGAAGAUGCCCAAAUGUAUGGGGAAGAAAGUGUCAGUUUUCCAUCAGCAGAUUUACCUGAAACACCAAGCCCCAAAAAGCCAGUCAUCGCUUCGCCUACAUCCAGAAAAUCCAGUUUUGCAACCAAAAUGAUAAUUUUUGUCAUAGUUGCAAUUAUGGUAUUCGUUGGCCUAUUAAUUUUAAAUAUGGAAUCUGCUCAUUCGGAACCUGAAUUUUGA